AUAACACGAACAGUUCUUUUAGUUUCAGCAUUAAAGUGUUGCAUUGCAACAUAAUAAACACCGCAACUGGACAAGAAACAAAGAAAAAUUAAAGCGAUUUUAUACUUUUUGUCCGAGUCACGUGACGAAAGCGCAGGCAGCGAGUGUGUACAAGAAAAUGAAGCUUUUAAACGCUAUUUUAGUUAUCCAGUGCACUGUGAAAAUGCUAGACGUUUAAUACUAAAAAGUAGAUUUUAUCAGGUAGCCUCUGUAUUGCUACAUCAAGUGUAUCGCUAAAUGCUAGCUAGCUGUUCAGUUGUUAGCAUCUUAGCAGCUGCGGUGUCUCCUUCAAAUCACUGAAUAUGACCUCCGCCUCCACCAAAGUGGGGGAGAUCUUCUCAGCAGCAGGAGCUGCCUUCACCAAGCUCGGAGAGCUCACCAUGCAGCUUCACCCAGUUGUGGACUCGAGUCCUGCCGGUUCCCAUCUAUCGUCCAGCGGUCUGACGAAGGGCGUUGUGAAGAGGAAGCUGUAUGAAGAUGGGCUGCCUGCCGCUGGCGACGGCUCUAAAAAGAUUAUCAAAAAGUCACCUGCUGCUGUCGCCAUGGCCACCCAGGGCAUCUCCACGCCAACAGCGUCAGUUGUCAUGGCGUCAGGAUUACAGGGUCUGCCCUCCAACCAGCCCACACUGAAAAAACAGAAGACUGCAGAUGUGACCCUCAGUGCUCUGAAUGACUCCGAUGUCAACAGUGACCUGGUGGAUAUCGAGGGAAUCAGCGAGGGAUCCAACUCCAAAAAACUCAACAACUUUGAGAAGGUGAUGCUGAUGUUCCUCAUUUCUGAUUGGCUGAAGUUGUAG
Molecule: messenger RNA, 836 nt
Organism: Thalassophryne amazonica
Lineage: Eukaryota; Metazoa; Chordata; Actinopteri; Batrachoidiformes; Batrachoididae
Cellular component (GO): NURF complex; MLL1 complex
Source: RefSeq, a predicted model, not a curated record